UUCGUUCAUUUUACGUACAACCUGGUGAUUGGGGGAGGGGAGCAUGGUCCACGUCGUGACUUGCCAAUCAUCAGCAACUUCUCUGGCCAUCGCAAAGGGGCGCGGUGCCGGUGUGGCUCAAAGCUGCCACCGUCAAUGCAAAUUGCCGAACAUCGACAAGGCGGACAUGGCCAUGUCUACGAAUGCGUUAAUGCUGUGUGCAUUUCUGGGAGCUUGUAGCUCCGUUUGUGUGGGACUCAUGAAGGUGAACCCCAGGAUUUUGGAGGAGCAGUUGCUUUGGCAAAGGAAAGCCACUGGGGAGGUAAAUACUUUCAGAAUACCCAUUAUCACUGAUACGCCAAAAGGAAAUCUAAUUGCUGCAGUGGAGGCUCGGAAAUACUCUUAUUCUGACAAAGGAGCCAAGUUCAUUGCCAUUCGUAGGUCCACUGACAAAGGCUUCACGUGGAGUCCCUCGGAGUUUGUGGCCGAUGAUGGCUCAACUGCCGAUGGCCUCAAUCUGGGCGCGAUAGUCGCCGAUCACGAGGAGGGUGUAUUGUUUAUCAUGUACGUGCGAUGUGCCCACCACCUGAAAUGUGCCGUCUCCAGUACCAUGCUCAUCAGCAGCACGGAUGAUGGCAUCACCUGGAGUAGACCCAUAAAUAUUUCGCGACAGGUUGGCACCGACGCAUUUGCCCCGGGCCCAGGCUAUGGCAUUCAGAAAAGGCACGAGCCCAGGAAGGGGCGCUUGAUUGUGUGUGGACACGGCAUGCUCCUGGCGGAUGGAGUUUUCUGCCUCCUGAGCGAUGACCAUGGAAAGACCUGGUUUAACGGAGGCGUCAUGAAGAGCAUUCCAUACAAGCAAAAGAAAGCGGCCGGUGACUUCAACCCCGAUGAAUGCCAGCCUUACGAGCUGCCAGAUGGCUCUGUGGUGGUGAACGCACGCAACCAGAACUUCUACCACUGCCACUGCCGCAUCGUGAUGCAGAGUUUCGAUGGCGGUGAGACCUUCCCAAUUGAGAAUCUCUAUUUUGACAAGUCACUAAUCGACCCUGCAGUGGCUGCUGGCGCUGUAUUGAAAAACCAAGUUGUGUUCUUUACCAAUCCAGCUAACGGAUCUAAACGCAUAAAUCUGACGCUGAGGUGGAGCUAUAACAAUGGGACGACAUGGCCUGAAUCGCUGCUGAUCUGGCCUGGGCCCAGUGGAUAUUCGGUCAUGGCCAAGCUGGACAAUGACAUAGAGGACAACAACUAUGUCUACAUCCUGUUUGAGAAAGGCCAGGUGGACACUACUGAGUCCAUCUCCUUUGUCAAGGUGCAGCUGUACACACCUAUUUCUGGUCAAUUGUAAAUCGAGUAUUUCAAGAGGAGAUUUUUUUAUUUGUUGCAUACAUCUUUGGGCUGAUAGAUUUUUAGUGUAAAGAUUCCACGUUUUUUUUGGAAUCUUAUUGGAAAAUGUGUCACUUUAUGAUUUCUCAGGGUUCGUGAAAAUCGGGAUUUGUCAGAAAUGUUGAAUGCUGUUUGGUGUCAUACUGUUAAUGUUAGUUUGGGGAAGGAAAAGCUGCUGUUUACACUUUGGUCUUUGGUGAUAAUGUGGAAUAUAUUUAAAUAUUGCUUGUGGUGCUCUACUGUAAAUUGUAAGACAUGGUUCUGCCUUGCAAGCUUAAUGCAAUCACAUUAAACUUUGUUAAAGUUUUUAGAGAUUUGAAUAUUUUUUUGCCAAAAUAAAAACACUGCAAUUAA
Lethenteron reissneri (Far Eastern brook lamprey) is the source of this 1719-nucleotide messenger RNA. Its product is annotated as sialidase-1-like. The record is from RefSeq and is a predicted model, not a curated record. Gene Ontology annotation, biological process: oligosaccharide catabolic process; ganglioside catabolic process. Lineage: Eukaryota; Metazoa; Chordata; Hyperoartia; Petromyzontiformes; Petromyzontidae. Gene Ontology annotation, cellular component: intracellular membrane-bounded organelle; membrane; cytoplasm. Gene Ontology annotation, molecular function: exo-alpha-sialidase activity.